This is a messenger RNA of Brassica napus (rape), 2684 nucleotides long. RefSeq lists its product as uncharacterized. The transcript is spliced from 9 exons. Lineage: Eukaryota; Viridiplantae; Streptophyta; Magnoliopsida; Brassicales; Brassicaceae. The record is from RefSeq and is a predicted model, not a curated record. Bases 29 to 1588 code for a protein of 519 amino acids.
UCUGUUUUCUCUGGAACUUAGAAAACGCAUGAAAUUUGAGAAACUCUUCAUGGAGGCUUCACUGCAAUAUAGUAACAAGAGAAAUGACUUAGAGGAAGGAGUAAUGCAUCUUAAAGAGAGACUAGAGGAAGAAGAAGCAUUGAGUAGAAGUUUACGGUCUGCUUUUGAUGGCUCUGUUGUUUCACUCCCAAGUCUCUCCUCAUUGUUUCUUCCACCACAGUUUAGGGAGAUUAUACAAGAACUUGCCUUAGUGGAGGCAGAGAUUCUUUGUCUAGACCGAAAAAUCGAGGAGCUGAAGCUUAAACUGUGCUACGAACAGAGACAAACGCAAGAGCUGACAGAACAGAAGAGGACAUUAGCUAGACAGAAUCAUGUGAGACGCAAAAGUUUGCAACUAAGACAUGAUCUUCAACAACGAUCUUUUUCGCAUCACUAUCAACGUUCUGCUCUAGAUACUGUCUCUAGUACUCACUCAAGGCUAUCCUUCUCUUAUGCUCCUGAUUUCUUGGAUGCCACUUCUUCAGGUGGAUUCACAGAUGAAUAUGAUGGAUUAUCGAGACCACACAUGGGUAGAGUAAGAAAGGGGCUUAGGCUUGUGGAAGUGAAGAGCAAAGAAGACCCAAACGAAGUAUCAGAACAACUCAUAAACUGUCUCAUAAGCAUAUACUUAGAACUGAAUCAAGUUUCAUCAAAGACCAAAGGGGAUGUCGAGUUUUCGAGACGGCCUUCUUCUUGUAGCCGGAAAUCAAACACAUAUAGUCAUUAUCAGAAUGCAAUGAAUCUUGAUCCUUACCACGUCUUACCAGACUCAAGUGGAGGAUUCACUAGGGAUAUUGGUCCUUACAAGAACUUCAUUCACAUUUCAAGAAGUUCCAUCGAUGUGACCAGUCUCACAUAUUAUUGUUCACCGGCUGUUCCACGCUUGAGUGUUUUGAUGGAAAAACUAUCAGAGGUGGAUUUAACUUUCUUGACCUACAAGCAAAAACUCGCUUUCUGGAUCAAUAUCUACAACGCUUGUAUCAUGCAUGCUUUUCUUGAGUAUGGGUUACCUUCAUCACACAAUAAACUACUUACAUUGAUGAACAAGGCUUCACUUAACGUCGGUGGCAUAGUUCUCAACGCUUUGGCAAUUGAACAUUUUGUCUUACGGCAUCCUUGUGAACCAGAACAUGAUUCACUUGAUGAGAAAGAAACUCUCCUGCGGCACACUUAUGGUUUAGGAUAUUCAGAGCCUAACGUGACAUUUGCACUUUGCCGCGGAAGUUGGUCUUCACCAGCACUUAGAGUCUAUACAGCAGAUGAGGUGGUGAAUGAUUUAGGAAGAGCAAGAGUGGAGUAUUUAGAAGCUUCCGUAGGUGUUUCCAGCAAGAAAAAGAUUAUUGUUCCACAGCUUCUUCAAUGGCACAUGAAAGAUUUUGCAGAUGAUAUUGAAUCUCUUUUGGAAUGGAUCUACAGCCAGUUGCCACGAUCAGGGAGCCUGAAGGCUAUGGUUAUGGAAUGUUUGAAAAGAAAAGCAAAAGUUCCUUUAGCUAAAAUGGUAGAGAUUCAAACAUAUGGCCAUGAGUUUCGUUAUCUAUUGUCAUUGUAAAUACUAGAAAUCCUUAUUUAGAUCAGAAUAACAAUGUUUGGGUAACUUCUCUCUCGGGUAAGGGCACCAUCAUCAAUAGUCUUUCAACCAAUUUUUAGGAUUUAAAUUAUUUUUUUUUUGUAAAAUAAAUUAUAUUUUAUUUUAAAGUGAAAACUUCAAGAAAGGGCUUUUUUAUAGUAGAAAUUUUUGGAAAAUAGAGAAACUGUUUUAUGUGACCUUUUUCAUUGGCUCAAUUAUUUUUAUUUUAAAAUUUAAUAGCAAAAUUAAAAUACACUAGUAUUAUAUAGUAUAUGUUAAAUAUUCUAAUUAAGGAUAGUAUCUCUUAUUAAUGCUGAUGUUGUAAAACUUAUUAUUUGUUUGUAUCUUAAAACAAAUAAAAUCGAGUUUCAUAUGAAAAAUUAAACCCUUUAGAAGUGGAGUAAUAUAAAACAAUAAAGAUAUAUAAUGGAGAUGAAUAAUAAACUUUAGCUUAAAUUGUCAGUGGAGAAGACAUGUUCCGUUCAUAUCUCCAAAAAGGAAAACGAAUAACAAGUAAUGGAUUUGUGGACUUGUGUUACAUUUGCAUCAAAUGCUGCCACCUGUCAAGAAAUACUUUUCUUAUUUAUUUGUUUAUUCAUCAGUCAAAAAUAAAACAAUACCCACAUUUUUUUUGGUAAAAAAAAACAAUUCCCACUUAAUAAAGGCUUUUAGACCUAUAGCCAUUGAAUUAUUCCUGUUUCUCGUUACCAAACCUAAGUGGGAUCCCCGUGGAUCUAUCACUAACGUGCAUUAACUUCAAUCUCAAGUGAAACUGUUUUAUAAAUGGCUAGUUGAUAAUAGUUGUGACAAAAAAAAAUGGCUAGUUGAAAACAAACGAGAAGAUUAGUAAAUACUAGUAUAAUUAAUAACAUAACCAUGUAUUACAUUACACGAGAUUAAACGUUACAAGUUGUAACUUACAACCCAACCACUGUAUAAAAACCCCCAACCAUUGUAAAUACUUCAGUAGCUGCGGGCUGUUACAAAUUUUUCUCACAGCCACUUCAACUACUCUCUUUCACUCGCCCCCACAAUUAAAACACCAAGCCCAAAAAAAGAUUAAAACACACACCAAAAA